AUGAGUGAUCAAUUGAGCUCCAAAGCAAGCUUCGAUGAUGCCUCUCUAUCUCCAGAUUUGGUCCUCCUCACGUCAAAGCUCCAAACCAUUCUCUCGGGAAAAGAAGUCACGGAACCAGAGGAAACUAUACCGACAGAUUUCGAAGUAUCAUCCAAGGAAAAGGUCACAAGUAACGGUAGAAAAAAGAUGGGCGAAACAAAGAGCUUGUCUGACCUUGAAUUUGAAGAAUUAAAAGGGUUUAUGGAUCUGGGUUUUGUUUUCUCGAAAGAAGAUAGGAAUUCAAGCUUGGCAUCACUCAUUCCGGGGUUGCAAAGAUUCGGAAAGAAAGAUGGGGAAGAAGAGGCUGCUGGUGAAACUGCAACUUCAAGGCCUUAUCUUUCGGAAGCUUGGGAGCUUGGGAGGGUUUCUAGUAAGGAAGCCCUGAUGUCGAACUAA
Molecule: messenger RNA, 435 nt
Organism: Carya illinoinensis
Lineage: Eukaryota; Viridiplantae; Streptophyta; Magnoliopsida; Fagales; Juglandaceae
Exons: 1
Coding region: 1-435 (144 amino acids)
Source: RefSeq, a predicted model, not a curated record